Molecule: messenger RNA, 6957 nt
Organism: Folsomia candida
Lineage: Eukaryota; Metazoa; Arthropoda; Collembola; Entomobryomorpha; Isotomidae
Product: NFX1-type zinc finger-containing protein 1
Exons: 23
Coding region: 210-6818 (2202 amino acids)
Biological process (GO): regulatory ncRNA-mediated heterochromatin formation
Cellular component (GO): nuclear RNA-directed RNA polymerase complex; nucleus
Molecular function (GO): helicase activity; zinc ion binding
Source: RefSeq, a predicted model, not a curated record
GGAAAGCCGGGUCGUGCUUUACUUCUCUCCAGUUGCUGUCGAGUAUGGCAAUUAUUUUGCUGUCAUAAAUCGUUCCUAAUAAUUUUUAAUUUUUUGAAAUUAAUUGCUGUCUGAUAAUAAAUACUUGUUUUUAUCGUGCCACUUAUUUUGAACUAGUGAAGAGGUUUGAUUAAGCAACUUUCCUCGUCAAGGGGGAAGGAGUAAGGAGAAUGGACAAUGGCAGAGGGGGACGUGGUCGUGGGGCGGAAAGUAAUAAAUGGCGGGGGAACCGUGGUGGGGGCGGCGGAAGUCAAAGACUGUAUCACAACCAUGGCGACAGAGACUGGAGGGGUGACAGUAAUCGGGAAAUAAUGGGCCCAAUCACUACCAAUCAACGAGGGGGAGGAGAUCAUCGCAGUAAACGAGCCAGACCUGGAGAUGGAAGACGCGGCGGUGGUGUCGCUUUCGGUAACCAUGGCAACAACCAGAUGGAAGUGGAUCAACCAGUACACAAACGCUUUGAAAGACCCGGACCCGUCUUCGGAUUUAAACGUCUCCACGGCUUCCUGGCUGACACCGUCAGCACGGACAAUGUCAUCUUAGCCAUCUCCAAGAAUAAGUCGGACUGGGUCGCGCUCUUAAAAUCGGAUGAGGUGAAUCCAUCCAAUUCCAGAAACUAUUUACAUCUCGUAAUGCAAGUCCUCGUGGAGAAAGUUAUUCCAGAAAGUAUCCUACGCAGCCAACAGGUCGAGAUUUGUCUCGCUACGACGGAGGAACAGUUCCGAGAGAGAAUUAGCAGCCUUUGCACACAAAUUUGUAUUGGACUUGGCGACAGUACAAGUACGGAAAAUAAAACCAGCAAUUUCAUCUAUGUUGAUAAAUCUCCGGCUAAGUUUCUCAUCAAUCUUGCUACCUAUUGUCGUUUCCUUAUGAAGAAGAUGCCAUCCAUUGUACUCGAUUUUUUGCAAGCGGUAAUAAGUAUUGCUUAUGGUGCCGCCAUGUCGCGUUCUAUCUCCGAUUCUGAGACAUUUGGUCCAAUUCGGGAUACGUUUAAAGCCUUAAUUGAUGAAGUAAAAUCCUGGUCACAAAAAUUGAAAACAAAGAAAAUCAUCAUGCAUAAAUUCAAUUCAAGAUAUCGACAAGAAUUUUCAGAGGAGGAGGAAGCCGAACUUCACGCAAUGGAAGCCCCACAAAACUAUAAGGAUAUGGAUAUUAUUCCGACUGCGCAGGAACUGUUGUCAAAAGAGGAAGUAUUUCUCCGCCCGAACAAGACCAAGGGCGCUUAUCAAGAUGCCGCGCACUAUUUGGAUGUCCAGUUCCGUCUUUUGAGAGAGGAUUUCGUUCGACCUUUAAAAGAUGGAAUCCAAGAUUUUAUGACACACAGAGUUGACUAUUUAUCCAAACGGAAGAAACCUCCUCUCGGAUCGAUCCGUAUUUAUACUGGCGUGCACAUCGUUUCAGACAAGUUAGGCCGUGACGCAGUAGUUUACAACGCCCAACUUUCUCCCGACGGUUACAAACGGGUUCGAUGGGACAAAUCGAAACGACUCCUGCCUGGAUCUAUGCUCGUCUUUACCGGUACGAAAGAUUUCUUCCGGACAGCCUAUUUCGCAACUGUGGCAAAUCGAGACGUUGAGGAAUUGAAGAAAGGAGUCGUUUCAUUCGUCUGGGAAGGCGAUACCAGUCCUGCGUGGGAUACUGCUGUAGAGUAUCUCAUGGUUGAGUGUGAAGUGUAUUUCGAGUCAUUCCGAUACACGUUACAAACCUUGAAAGAAUUGGAUCUACAAGACUUCCCCAUGCACAAAUUUAUUGUUGAGGCCUCGUCAAGUGUUUCACCGCCGAAAUACUUGGAGGAAGCGGAACACACCAUGAAGAUCCGAUUGCGUAAUAAUGAUGAAAGAAAUUUUUCUCCCCUGAUAGACCACGAGUGGCCCACUCCAGAAGAGUUGGGAUUGGAUAAUAAUCAAUUUGUGGCAUACAAAGCAGCAAUUACGAGAGAAUUUGCUAUCAUCCAGGGACCGCCGGGCACGGGGAAGACAUUUCUAGGGCUUAAAAUUGCUGAGACCCUCCUUAUGAAUGAGGAAGUGACCCAGACGGCGGGUCCCAUUGUAGUCGUCUGCUACACAAAUCACGCGUUGGAUCAGUUUCUCGAAGGAAUUCUUGAGACUUACACAAAAAUUCCUGGGGCCAAAGGUCGUGCUCCAAUUAUUCGUGUGGGAGGACGAUGUAAAUCUGAAAAGCUUGAGGAAUAUAUUCUUGCUAACGUUACAAAACGUGAACGUCCCAGGUUGCCCGGCGAUUUCUAUAGCAAUAGGGACGAACUCCGCCGUCAAAUUGAUGAGUGUCGGUAUCGCCGGUCUGAAAUGAUGUAUGAGAUCUCAGCGUUAAAGAAUGUUCAGGGCAUUGUAAACCUUGAAAAAAUGUCUGCCUUUCCCCAACUCCGGGAUGAAUUUGUAUCGCCAGCAAUCUGGGCGAAUCUUAAAACUCCUGCUUGGUUCGGCAUAUCAGACAACCGUUUCUCCCAUCGUAACUUUCAUGCUGACGAUUUUGUCCGACAAAUGUUUCAAAUUCUUGAUGUUCCUGUCGGAAAUGUUAAUCACGUAGCUGCAGCAUCGCAACAUUAUGAAUCUCAUCCAUCUACUUCAGCUCCACAAGAUCCUGAGGAGACUGCCCCCGAUGAUGAAGAAGAUUACGAUGUCGACGAAUUAUUGGCCAAUCGGAUAAUCAACGUGGAUAAUGUUUUUGCCGAAAGCGACAAUGCGGAUGUCCAUUCCGGAAAUAAACUCUUGUACCUUGCCGGUAUAUCAAUUUGCGAUUUCGACACAGAAAUUUUCAAUUUAAAAGAAACUAUCAAAAAACUGGACGAGCAAAGUACCAUGGGGCCUAAGACUCGAAGACGGGAAAUAGUUAUGGAGAGGAAUAACAUCAGCUACUCGUUAGCAAUUGCGGAAAAUAAGAGAAGUUUUCUCGAAAAGCUUUUCACUUAUUAUCGUGUUGAACAAAUCUGGCUGCCUGACGUGUCCAAAAUUUUGGAGCAAAUUAGGAAAGGCGAUGAAAUGGAAGAGAUUUUGAAGUUACUCCCACAAAAUGCGAGAUGGACCAUUUAUUUCGAAAUCGUAAAUCGUGCCAGAGUUCUCGCAGCGGAACGGGCAUUCCAGGGCGGAGAAAAACUGAUUGCUUUGCAAAAGAGGCAAAGGGAAAAUCAGAAAUUUGUGGAUGGAGUUAUCCUUCGAGAGAGCAAAGUUGUCGGGAUGACGACUACGGGAGCGGCCAAAUAUAACGAUUUGUUGAAAAUGAUGCGCUCUAAGAUUGUAAUUGUGGAGGAAGCAGCAGAAGUCUUGGAGGCGCAUAUCGUUACCUGUAUCACAAAACAUUGUGAACAUUUAAUCUUGAUCGGUGACCAUCGCCAACUUCAGCCAAAUCCAAAUGUUUUCGAGCUAGCUACUCUGUUCAAACUGAACAUUUCCCUGUUUGAACGAAUGAUUAAAAACGAUUUGAAUUGGUACCAGCUGAAACUGCAACAUAGAAUGCGCCCCGAAAUUGCCGCACUGGUUAAAGACACGAUCUACGACGAACUGGAAAAUGCUCCCAAAGUGUACCAAUAUCCUCCAGUUAUGGGCGUGACGAAGAACUUGUACUUUAUUUCCCACAGCGAGCUCGAAAAAUCCGAGACUGACUCUCUCAGUAAAGUUAACGAUUUUGAGGCCCGCUAUUUAGGAGGUCUUUGUCGCUACUUGCUCCUCCAAGAUUACCGUCCAGACCAAAUUACUAUACUCACGACUUAUCUGGGACAAAUGUUCGCCUUAAAAAAGGUGCUUGGAACAAUGGCAAAUUGCAAAGGGGUCCGUGUCACUUGCGUAGAUAAUUUCCAAGGAGAAGAAAACGACAUAAUUCUACUUUCUUUGGUCAGAAGUAAUCACGAGAGUAAAAUUGGCUUUUUGAGUAUUGAAAACCGAGUCUGUGUUGCACUUUCCAGAGCCAGACACGGUCUCUUCAUCAUUGGCAACAUGACACUCCUCUCCGACAAGAGUGAAACAUGGUUAGCAAUGUUUGAAAAAUUCGAUGCCCGUUCUGAAAUCGGGCCAAAUUUAACCAUAAAAUGUCAAAUUCAUUUCACCGAGACACAAAUAAGUCGCGGAGAGGAGUUCCAACUGUUCUCGCCGGAAGGUGGAUGUCAAGUCGUCUGUGACGAACUUCUCUCCUGCACCCAUCGAUGUGUCCAAGUUUGCCACGUGAAGGAUCGAGCACACAAGGAGUAUGCAUGUAGACAACCCUGUAUCAAAACUUGCAAAGAGGGACAUCUCUGUCAGUCCCCCUGUUACAGAACGUGUCCCCCAUGCCUAGUUCUGGUUGUGAAAUCGCUCCAACCAAAAUGUCAUCACGAAGCAAGAAUGCCUUGCUAUAAGGAUCCAAGCGAGUAUUUUUGUCGUGAAAUUGUCAUGAAAAAACUUCCCUGUGGCCAUGAGACCGAACUCUCGUGUCAUUUUGACCCCACCUUGUACCCAUGCAAAGUCAUGAUGGACCGGACUCUCCCGUGUACUCAUGAACGCGUCUUGGCCUGUCAUAUCGAUCCAGCCGAGGUCACUUGCAAAGUCCCGACGGUCAAAAAAUUACCUUGUCUGCACGAGAAGGAAGUUGAGUGCCGCAUUUCUCCCGAGAUGACGAAAUGUGAGAUGAAAGUUGAGAGGACAUUGGAGGGUUGUGGCCACGUGGCGGAAAUUCUCUGCCACCAAAGAGACAAAAAGAACAUAAUGUGUCGAACAAGGUGUCCCGUCCGACUCCAAUGUGGACAUGCUUGCACCAAAUACUGCCACGUUUUAGACGACCCACACCAUUUGGACUAUAAGUGUGAGAAAAAUUGCGGCAAGGGAUGCGGAGAAGGUCACCCAUGUCCUGCCAAACACGCGUGUUGCAGACCCUGUCCACCUUGUUUAAAAAUUAUGGAUCGCGAACUGCCAUGCCUUCACCAGCAAAAACUUCCCUGUCACAUCGACCCGACUUUGUACGAGUGUAAAGAACGCUGUAUCAAGUUGUUGGAAGGUUGUGGACACCAGUGUCAGAAGCUCUGCUACCAGCCUUGUACCGAUUGCAAGAUCCCUGUGGAGAAACAAGGUGCGAAGUGUGGACACAAAAUAGUGGUCCCUUGUGACACUCUACCAACUCAAGACAUGUGCGAGACUCUCGUCCCGGCGGUGAGCCCUUCCCCAUGCGGUCACGUGGUCAUGGUUCCCUGCAAACUAAGCCAACUGGCUCCUCCCUCCCUACUUCUGACUUUGUGCAGUGCCCCAUGCAACAAAGAAUUUUCUACAGCUGAAGGAGGAUGUGGACAUGAAUGCAAGGGGACGUGCUCCUCCUGCUGGCAGGGACGAUUUCAUCAAAAGUGUCAAGAAAAAUGUGGAAGGCCUUUGGUUUGUGGUGAUGUUUGUGACUUCCCCUGUGCCAAGUCUUGUCCACCUUGCAAUAAACAGUGCCAUAUGAAAUGUGAGCAUUCUGAGUGUCGCCAAAAAUGUGGAACCCCUUGCUUGGAUUGCAGUGAACCCUGCCCGUGGCAAUGCGACCACAAGCGAUGCACCAAACUGUGUCGCGAGUCAUGCGACCGGUCCCCAUGUGACGAGCCGUGUCUCAAACGCUUGCCAUGUGGACAUUCCUGUCUAGGAUUUUGUGGAGAGCCUUGCCCACCCAUUUGUCGUGUCUGUAAUGAGAAGGAUGAAAUGUUUACAAUUUUCUUCGGAGAUGAGGACGAAGAAGACGCUCGUUUUGUCUAUUUGCCCGAUUGCAAGCAUUCUAUCGAAGUUUUUGGACUCGCUCAUUGGAUGGAAAUUUCCCCCGAGCAGGACGACGAAAUUGGGAUGAAACAUUGUCCCCGUUGCAAAACUUUGAUAAAAUAUUGUCGCAGAUACAACAACUUGAUCCGGGAUCGAUUAAAGGAUGUCGUUGCCGUAAAGAAGAAAAGUUUUGGGAAUACGGAAAAUGUGAAAAAAAUUCAAAACCAAAUCGUUCAAAAACUGAAGGUUGAUACAGGAAAUGGUUGGAGCGCAAAUCUGAAAACUUUUCAUGAGUAUUUGAGAGAUAAAGUUGUUGACAUUGUCCCCGUAAAUGAUUAUAAAAGGAACAAACUUAGACAAGGAACCAACCUGUUGGUUUGGAAGCAUAAGAAGGUCAACGAGUUUACUAUGAAUUCUAUCCAAUUCUUGGUUGGCUGCGCUGAAUCUGGGAUCCGUACGUUGACUAAGGCCCGAAAUCGUCCAGAACUAGAAAAUCGUGGAGGAUUAAAACCCGAAUUAUUGGAUCAACUCUCUGCAAGAUAUCUGGACUUGUUUGCCAACGUUCGAAAGCGAUCCCUACCUUUAAGUCGGAUGGAAAUGAGGGACAUUGAACAAGAACUGGAACGACUUUUUGACUUGUAUCAAGUCUACUUGCGUCGAUCCAGUUCCAAAUUUUAUGAUGGACACACCCAAGCCACGCCAAUUUAUGAGAAGACCCUCGCAAUUGUCGAGCAUCCUGCAGCGUAUCGUGCCGAUAGGCGGGGAGAGUUGCACAGCUUGUUUAAGAAAAUGGAAGACGUUUUAAAAACGGGCCUCGCCAUUUCGGACAUGGAACGACGUGAUAUUCUCAAAGUCUUCGCAGAAAAAAAUGAAGGAAGGCCAGGACGCUGGUUUAAAUGUAGGAAUGGACAUUAUUACAUAAUUGGGGAUUGUGGUGGUGCUAAUCAAGCAGCUUUGUGCUUCGAGUGUAAAGCUCCGAUCGGCGGGACUAGUUAUCAGAUAGCACCAGAUAACCGACUUGCUACGGAGAUGGAUGGGGCAACUCGGUCACUUUGGGGCAACAUCCCUGCAUAAUUAUUUUGAAUAAGAGCUUUAAGCUUUCACACAAUUAUAAUUUAUCAAAAUUAUAAUUAAAGUAUUAUGUUAAUGAUAAAACACAUUUGAUUUAAUUAAUACAAGUGGGUAACUUGAAUAAAUUGGUGUGUAUUAAUCA